Tripterygium wilfordii is the source of this 1416-nucleotide messenger RNA. Its product is annotated as phosphoserine aminotransferase 2, chloroplastic-like. Gene Ontology annotation, cellular component: chloroplast stroma; cytoplasm. The record is from RefSeq and is a predicted model, not a curated record. Lineage: Eukaryota; Viridiplantae; Streptophyta; Magnoliopsida; Celastrales; Celastraceae. Gene Ontology annotation, biological process: L-serine biosynthetic process. The transcript has a single exon. Bases 114 to 1214 code for a protein of 366 amino acids. Gene Ontology annotation, molecular function: O-phospho-L-serine:2-oxoglutarate transaminase activity; pyridoxal phosphate binding.
CCCAUGACUACUGACACUGCCAACUGCCAACCAAACCAAACCAAACCCUGCACUGAGGGCCAACCCUACUCUCGCUCUUUCUAAACUUUCUAGCCCUCUCGAAUCCCACAGCCAUGGAGGAGACACAUCGCGUCUUCAACUUCGCUGCCGGUCCGGCUAAUUUGCCCCUAAACGUCCUCAAGAAGGCCCAAUCGGAGCUCAUCAACUGGCGGGGAUCCGGUAUGAGCGUGAUGGAGAUGAGCCACAGAGGGAAGGAAUUCAAGUCAAUAAUUGAGAAGGCCGAAGCUGAUCUACGUACCCUUCUCGACAUACCUGAGAACUACGCCGUUUUGUUCUUGCAGGGCGGUGGCACUACUCAGUUCGCCAUGAUCCCUCUGAAUCUCUGCAAAGCCGAUGACCCGGUUGAUUAUCUUGUAACCGGGUCGUGGGGGGACAAGGCAUUGCAGGAGGCUCAGAAGUACUGUAAGCCAAAUGUGAUUUGGUCCGGAAAAACAGACAAGUACACAAAGAUACCAGAUUUUGAUACUCUGAAUCAGAACCCAGACGCCAAGUAUUUGCAUAUAUGCGCCAAUGAGACUAUUCAUGGAGUUGAGUUCAUGGACUACCCAACACCCAGAAAUGCAACAGGGAUCUUGAUUGCUGAUAUGUCCUCAAAUUUCUGUUCAAAGCCUGUUGAUGUCUCAAAAUUUGGGAUUAUCUAUGCAGGGGCUCAGAAGAACGUAGCACCAGCUGGGGUCACAAUUGUGAUAAUCAGGAAGGACUUGAUUGGGAAUGCGCAAGAGAUCACUCCUGUGAUGUUGGAUUACAAGGUCCAGGCUGAUAACAACUCAUUGUACAAUACUCCUCCUUGUUGGCCAAUUUACAUUAGUGGAUUGGUGUUUGAGGAUCUAUUGGAGCAAGGAGGACUGGCGGAGAUUGAGAAGAAGAACAAGAAGAAAGCUGAGUUGCUAUACAAUGCCAUUGAUGAGAGUAAAGGGUUUUACAGGUGCCCUGUGGAGAAGUCUGUGAGGUCAUUGAUGAAUGUGCCAUUUACACUGGAGAAGUCUGAAUUGGAGGCUGAAUUUAUCAAGGAAGCUGCUAAGGAGAAUAUGGUGCAGCUCAAGGGGCAUAGGUCAGUUGGAGGGAUGAGAGCCUCCAUAUACAAUGCAAUGCCUUUGGCUGGUGUUGAAAAGUUGGUUGCUUUCAUGAAGGAUUUCCAAGCAAGGCAUGCUUGAUUCAUUCAGAAUCCUCCUUCAUCAAAUGGUUUUGGGUAUGGUGUUUUCGGCUGGAGUAGAAGUUUUAGAAUGGUUGAUUCUUGUCUUGCUCUUUCCUUCAUUUAGUUCAUUGUUUGUGUAAGUUAAUAAAUUUUGCCAGAUUCAUGGUGAAAAUUGAAAUGAAUAAUAAGGAUCGGAAACUCACUUUCUAGGAAUUUUGCAA